AUGGUGGAUGGAGGCGUGGGAGAGCCUGUGCUCCGGAAGAUGCCGCAUGCGCUCAAAUACGAGGUGGUGGCGCGGUGGAAGCGAGCGCGGGUCGGCCGCCUCACCCUGCCCCACCACGUCUGCGAUACCCCCAUGUUCAUGCCCGUAGGCACCCAGGGCACAGUGAAGGGGCUGACGACGGAGCAGCUCGAGGCGCUCGACUGCCACGUCAUCCUCGGCAACACCUACCACCUCGGCCACAGACCCGGCGGCGAGGUGGUGCAGCAGAUGGGCGGGCUGCACAACUUCAUGAAUUGGAAUCGCAAUAUCCUGACCGACAGCGGCGGGUUCCAGAUGGUGUCGCUCCUCGAGCUGGCCGAGAUCACGGAGGAGGGCGUCACCUUCAUCUCCCCGCACGACGGCUCGCGCAUGGUCCUCACGCCCGAGCAGUCCAUUCAAAUCCAAAACCAAAUCGGCGCCGACAUCAUCAUGGCCCUCGAUGACGUUGUGAGCUCGACUACUACGGGGCCUCGAGUGGAGGAGGCCAUGCACAGAACUAUCCGCUGGAUCGACCGAUGCAUCAACGCCCACAAGAAUCCCACCACCCAGAACCUCUUCGCUAUUGUCCAAGGCGGACUCGACACAAAUCUCCGGACGCAGUGCCUGCGAGAGCUCAUCAAGCGAGACACGCCGGGCUAUGCCAUCGGCGGGCUCAGCGGAGGCGAGCGCAAGGAGGACUUCUGGCGCGUCGUCGCCCAGUGCACCGACCCCGAGCUCGGUCUGCCGCAGGACAAGCCGCGGUAUCUCAUGGGCGUGGGCUACGCCGUCGAUCUCGUGGUGUGUUCGUGCCUGGGCGUCGACAUGUAUGACUGCGUCUUUCCCACCAGGACCGCUCGCUUCGGCACGGCGCUCAUAACGGAGGGCAGCAUCCAGCUCAAGCACGCCCAGUUCGCCAACGACUACCGCCCGAUCGAUCCGGACUGCGGUUGCGUGGUGUGCCAGAAGUACACGCGAGCCUACCUGCACACGGUCGCCGCCAAGGAGGAGGUGGGCGGCCAGCUGCUGAGCUACCACAACAUCGCCUACCAGAUGAGGUUGAUGCGGGAGAUCAGGCAGAGCAUCAUCGACGGCAGGCUGGACGAGUACGUGAAGGAGUUCUUCCGGAAACAGUUCCCCAAGGGCGACUACCCCGAGUGGGCCAAGGACGCGCUGCUCGUCGCCGGCAUCGAGCUCUGA
Messenger RNA from Acanthamoeba castellanii str. Neff, 1215 nucleotides. Its product is annotated as queuine tRNAribosyltransferase. The transcript has 8 exons. The record is from RefSeq and is a predicted model, not a curated record. Gene Ontology annotation, cellular component: cytosol. NCBI's taxonomy places the organism in Eukaryota, Discosea, Longamoebia, Acanthamoebidae. Bases 1 to 1215 code for a protein of 404 amino acids. Gene Ontology annotation, molecular function: tRNA-guanosine(34) queuine transglycosylase activity.